GUCUUCACAAACCAUUCAGACUCUGUCGCUUUCACUUGCCGUCUUUUCAGUUAACCAAGGAGAACAAGGAAGGAGCUCGCAUGGACUGCAUGAGUGGAGGCUUUCACAAGCAAAUGCGACAAAUCAACUCAUGACCCGGGCAUUCUGCAUGUGCUCCUGAACAAUUUUAUUCUGCACAAGAUGUCAAGUCAGAACACGUGCUACUAUGAUGAGCGAAUGGGAUUUUUUUACAACAAAAGCAAACAGACAAUUGAUGAUUGGGAGUUCACGCAUCUCAUAGCGCUUCAGUGCGUGGGCUGCAUCUUUUGUUGUUUCAUCCUGGUGUCCAAUGCAAUGGUCAUCCUUUCUGUCAUCACCAACAACCGCUUCCACAAUGCAUUUUAUUAUCUUGUAGCCAACCUUGCAGCCUCAGACUUUCUUGCUGGGAUUGCAUAUGUGUAUCUCAUGUUCAACACAGGCUCAGUGUCCCAAACACUGAGUGUGCAGCAGUACUUUCUUCGGCAGGGCCUGUUGGACACAAGCCUCUCAGCAUCACUCACAAAUCUGUUGGUUAUUGCUCUGGAACGCUACAUCUCAAUCAUGAACUGGAAAGUACACAGCAACCUUACAAAGCGGCGGGUAACCCUCUUGAUUGUGCUGGUUUGGGUCAUUUCCAUCUUUAUGGGUGCGGUACCAAGCAUGGGCUGGAACUGCAUCUGCAGUAUCGAGCAGUGCUCAAUGCUGGCACCGAUCUUCAGCAGGAGCUACCUGAUCUUCUGGUCACUUUUCAACCUGGGGGUUUUCCUCAUAAUGGUAGCCAUAUACCUAAGGAUAUAUGCCUAUGUCAGGAAGAAAACAACUGUCUUAAAUGGCCAUGCCACUGGAUCUUUGAAACGCAAGAAGACACCAAUCAAGCUCAUUAAAACAGUGAUGACUGUUUUGGGGGUUUUUGUGAUCUGUUGGACACCUGGUCUUGUUGUGCUGCUCCUGGAUGGCUUAAAAUGUGAACAAUGUAAUUUGCUGAAGUUUAAGCGCUGGUUUCUUCUUCUGGCUGUCCUCAACUCUGUAAUGAACCCUAUCAUAUACUCCUACAAGGACAAGGAGAUGUGGGCCACCCUCAAGAAUUUGCUGCGAUGUGUCUAUAAUGGCACCCGGCGCCAGAGGUCAUCACGGGCUAACACUCGUACUAUGACCUCAACCACAGAAAUGAACACCAGUCUACGUCUUUCAGAUGAGAAAAAGACAACACAGGACAUGGCACAGACCUAAUAGCUCUGCUUUGUUACAUAGGUAUUCAUAUUCAGAGCAGUGAAUUAUUAUGUAGAGUUUUUUUUCUAAAAAAUCCCACUGUUUCUUUUAAGUAGUGUGAAUUGUUAUUAGCAAGAGCCUUAACUGAUCAUUAGACCCUGGAGAGAAUGUCAGAAAAUAGAGCCCAAUGGCACCUUUUUUUCUUUUUGUACUGUACAUUCAGGGUUUUUUAUAGUGCCAGAGAAGUUGUAUGAUAUGUUAACCUUGAGCCUGAGUUGAAUUUUUAUUAUUA
Molecule: messenger RNA, 1519 nt
Organism: Hemibagrus wyckioides
Lineage: Eukaryota; Metazoa; Chordata; Actinopteri; Siluriformes; Bagridae
Gene: lpar3
Product: lysophosphatidic acid receptor 3
Exons: 3
Coding region: 181-1248 (355 amino acids)
Biological process (GO): G protein-coupled receptor signaling pathway
Cellular component (GO): membrane
Molecular function (GO): lysophosphatidic acid receptor activity
Source: RefSeq, a predicted model, not a curated record